This is a messenger RNA of Gryllus bimaculatus (two-spotted cricket), 1951 nucleotides long. The record is from the annotation of a GenBank genome assembly. Lineage: Eukaryota; Metazoa; Arthropoda; Insecta; Orthoptera; Gryllidae.
AUGUCGCCGUCCCGGACGUCGUCGCCGCCGCCUCCGCCGCCCCCAUCGCCGUCGCCAUCGGCGUCCCCCUUCCUCCCGCCGCCGCCCGCGCGGAACCGCAAGGGAAUCAGCCUGCCCGACCUGGCGGACCUGGCCGGCGCGCAGCUGUUCACGGCGCGGCCGGGCGAGGACCCCGUGAGCGUGCGCAUGCCGGCGCUCGUCUUCUCGUCGGCCUUCGAGGCGUACACGCCCAACCGCAUGGCGCUGAUCGGGCGCUGCCUGCUGCGCGCGCAGCAGCGGGCGCUGGUGUCGCUGCGCUUCUCGCUCUCCAACGCGGCGGCGCGCUUCCGCGUGCGCGGGGACGGCAAGGGCAGCCUGGUGCUGCCGGCGGUGGUGCUGGUGCCGCAGUGCAUCGUGGCCGCGAGCGCCGAGGGCGAGGCCGCGGGCGGGGGCGCGGGCGUGGGCGCGGGCGACGCGGAGGCGGGGACGCUGUGGGAGACGUUCGCCGUGGAGGCGCACGUGCUGGGCGACAGCUGGCCGCUGACGGACGCCGAGUGGCGGCGCGUGGAGGACAAAUACGAGCGUCAAAAAAAGCGUUAUCAUUUGCGCGCUUCUCUGGGUGGUGCUAUGAGCACUGUCUGGAACGCACUUAGUAUCCUCAAGCGCCAUCAUUCUCCAAUUGAUAGCGUGACAAGCGACACUGAAUACAUUGUUUCCAACUGCAUUGUGGCAUUAUAUUCAAGCCGAACGCGUCUGCGGAGCUUGAGCGGCGGGUUGGGCACGAACCCCAUCGAGACCUCGUCCCAAGCCACGCGGACCCCUCAGACACCGCAAACCCCGUUCACCCCACACACGUCUCAGACGCCCAACACACCUCAGACGCCACAUACGCCUCAGACCCCACACACCUCCCACACCGCGCACUCGCCGUUCACCCCGUGCACGCCCUGCUCGCGCGAUUCGGACACGACGCUGGGCGCGCCCGGCGGGGAGUGCGGCGAGACGGUCGCAGAGAGCAGCACCUUCGGCUUGGGCUCGCGCGCCAUCUCUCGGCUGGCCUCGCGAAGCAGCUUGUCGCGCGACGCGCUGGGGCCGCCGCCGCCCGCACCCUGGUGGCGGCUGCAGCUGGCGGCGGACCCCGCGGACCGCGUCGAGGCCGCGAGCCACGUGCGCGACGAGCAGGAGCGGCGGCAGCCGGGGCGCGGCGUCGCGGCGCGCGAGGUGCGCUCGGCCUUCCUGCGCCGCCUGGACGACUGGGACGACCCCUACGCCCGCGCGCGCGCGCCGUCGCCUUCGGCCUCGCCCUCGCUGGGCGCGGCCGCGCGCCGGGCUCCGUCGCUGCACCCGCCCAGGGACAGCGCGCUGGGCCGCCCCGCGCGCGCGCGCGCCCUCCACCAGAAGCUCUCGCAGGCAAGCCCCGCCACGCCACGCCACGCCACGUCCCGCCAUGGCCAACGCCACGCACGCCACGCCACGCCCACGCCACGCCACCGGCCACGCCACGCCACGCCACGCCACGCCACGCACGCCACGCCACGCCACGCCCACGCACGCUUCGAUGAGCAUGCGGCCGGUCGAGAAGACGAAAUGGGCGGAGGGCGACCGAAAGGGCAGCGGGGCGGGGCGCAGGAGAUCUGCGAGUGCUCGCAAGGUCGAUUCGCCUCUCGACGGGGAGAAAAGGAAAGAAAGCCCGCACAAAGGCGAUCUGCGCGUGAUCGAACCUGACACCUUUAUGACCAUCUUCAAACGACCCGAUCUUGCGAAAAAAGGAUCCAAUAUAUCGGUUACGUCGGUUCCCAUUCGUCAGCCCAAGAGAAGAAGAAAAAAAUCAUUGCGCCCUAAACGAACUAGGGUAUGAACUACCUGCGCCCAUCUGAGUCCUUUGAUUGUAACUAUAAUUAUAAGUAUCAGAUUAGAUAUGUAAAGUUCACAGCCUUGAUCCUUGAAUAUCACAAACAAAUAAAAUUGUGUU